Molecule: messenger RNA, 298 nt
Organism: Phaethon lepturus (White-tailed tropicbird)
Lineage: Eukaryota; Metazoa; Chordata; Aves; Phaethontiformes; Phaethontidae
Product: protein RD3-like
Exons: 1
Source: RefSeq, a predicted model, not a curated record
AUUCCGGCAACUCAUUGCUGAAUAUGAACCAGAAGUGCAGGAAGUAUCUCGGCUUUUCCGCUCUGCCCUGCAGGAAGCUGCUGAGAAGAUCAAAGAGGAAGAAGAGGCCAAGAAACUUGCCAGGCAAUGGAACACAAAGAACAAAACCACCCUCUCCUUAACAACGUUUAAAUCCCGGUCCAGGAUUUCCCCAUUCAUCAGCGACAUCAAGACCAUCUCUGAGGAUGUGGAACGGGGCACCCAGCCCACCAGGAGGGUUUGGAGCAUGCCAGAAUUUCGGAAUGCCAAGGAUUACUGA